CUUUCGUUCACUCGCGGUUAUUAGUCGGCCGCGCGCGCUCCGGCAAGCAUGUGUCUCGCGUGACGCGCUCCACUACUUCCGCGCGGCACGUUCGAUUUCGUUGGCAAGUCGAUCGUGGAAUGGCACCACGACGGCAAGGCGCCACCGGCGAGCGCGAGGCGGAGGAGGCUCGCGGGUGCUGCGUCCCUGGCGAGUGCCUUCGCCCUCGGGAACCCGUGCGUAUCGAAGAUGCCGUGCGCGUGCUUUGCAACAAUGACACGUGCGCUGCCGGCCGGUACAUGCACCGAGAGUGCUUCGAGCAAUGGGAAGCAGGAGUUCUCGCUUAUCUCAAAUCAUGUGGUCGAGCUCGCUCCUGGUCUGAACGCCAGAGACAUCAGAACCUAUGGACCAAGAAAGGCUACGAUCUGGCGUUCAAGGCUUGCGGCUGCCGAUGCGGCAGAGGGCAUUUGAAGAAAGAUCUAGACUGGGCACCUCCGGGCGCUGCGAUACGAGCUGAGGAGGAGAAGAAGCGUCGCCGGCGCACGCGAUCAGGCCGAACGCCAGCAGCUCCGGACGGCCGUACGCGCGCCUUUAGCCUAUCCAGUUCUGGUUCAUGCUCGCCGCCUUCAGCGCCUUCCGAGCCCUCAGCUAGUCCCACUCACGCUCCGACGCACGCCGUCAUGCCUGCUAAGAAGAUAUCCAAAACUGAAAUUGUUUCUGACAGGAUCAGAGCCGGGGCUGGCGCUAACGGCAUUUUCUCUCGAAGACUGGACUUUUCUACUUUCAACCUUCUACCGAAGCACAAAGUCAACUCAUAUCAAAUCAAGAUCGAAGAUGAGGGUAACCAUGGCAACGAUGACACGCGGCUGUUCAUCCUGUCGACGUUGGCGGGUCAGCACAAGCCGAGGGUAACCUGCGCUCUGUGCAAAGAGACUCUGCACGUUUUCGACCGGUAUCCGCUUGUGGACGGCACUUUCUUCCUAAGCCCGCGACAACAUACCAGCGGCGCUGUCGAGGUAAAAGUGGAAGGUCGCACGCAGUACCUGACGUGUGUGUGCAUGGGCUGCCUGGAGCGAUGCGACCCCGAGCGCACCAUCCGCUGCCGGUUCUGUGGACAGAAGUGGGAUGGCUCCUCUCUCGUACUGGGCACCAUGUACUCUUAUGACAUCUUCAUGGCCACGCCCUGCUGCGCUGAGAGACUGAAGUGCAACAACUGCUUCAAGGCACUGCUUCACCCCCAGCAGCGGCUAAACUACUCGGACUACUCACACCCCAUGGCGUGCCCGCAUUGCCGCGUGCUUGACACCCACUUCGUGAAGCCGCUGAGCUAUUGUUUCACAAAGAGGGCCUUCCCGCUGUUCCAGCAGUGGCCAUAACAGUCGGCGGUGCCGGGAGGCUCUCCCGGCACCCCCCCUUCUUCUGACUCGUGGGGCCUGGCUCCGUCGCCACCGCGACGCGCCUCCCCCCCAGCGCUGCGUCCCGUCGUCAACACUAGCAUGGCACCCCGUGUGCUUGAACCACUUACCGAUGAACCACAAACACCCAAGUACGUUUCUCCAACCCUUGCGAGCAUAACUGAGUCGUUAUCUCUGCUCGGAGUGAGCCCCGAGACGCUGGCUAUCAGCCUGGGCGAGACGCUGGCCGAGCGCUACCUGGCGUCGCUACGCAACAAGCCGGUGGAGCGGGCGGCGGAGCGCACGGUGGAGCGGCCCAUGGAGCGACUGGGCGGGUGCGGCAUCCCGCGCCGCACGCCCAGCCUGGCCGAGCCCUCGCUGCAGCUGUUCUCCAACGACUUCAUCGACAUCUUGAACCAGAUCGCAUAAGCUCGUGGAGUGUACGUGACGGCUAUGACGCGGCGACUAUUGGACUUAUCUGUGUUGCAAUGUUUGUUUCUUGGACUUUACUGCGUCCGGUGACUCCGAAGACGCUAGAAAUAAUUUCUGUUAAAUUAAGUUGGUAUUAUUGAAAAUAAUUUUAUGUGUCAGUUUAGAUCGUACUAUUGAUUUUAUUUUAAUUUUAUUCUGCACUUUGUUGAUUAGGAGUUGAUUUUAUCAAAAAUAAUAAUUAGCGAUAGAGUGAUGCCAGAAAUUGCAUUUUUUGUUUCGGAUCAAUCUUAAAUUGGAGAACUUGAUUUCCUUUUGAAGGAGUAAAGGCGUGAGUUUUUUUAAAUUAUUGAUUACCUUGUAUUUCAGUGAUACUGAUGACCCUAUCUGAUAGGGGCGUUUGAGUGGAGUGUUGUUUAGUUCAAUUUAGUUUAUUAGUUAUGUUUUAUUUUAGCAAAAUUUUAAACCUAACUUAAGUGUUAUACAAUAUUUUCGUAGGUUUAUUGUGAACUUUUAUUUCCUCCCACCAGAUGGCACUUUAUAGUGUAAGGGAAGUCUACUUCUACUAAAGAUGCCAUGUUAGGUUAUCGUCUUUAAUAUCAGUUCAUUUACUUAUUAUUAUAUUUUCACAUACAUACCUUAUUUAAACAGUAUAAUGGUAGAGGAUUAUAAUUGUAAGUACCUAAUUGCUGUGUCACCAAUAAUAUGAUUAGCCUGUCUAUAACUAUUAUCUAUACUCUAGGGAUAUGUAAUGUCGAAUUGUUGUUUUACUUAUCUUUUCAAAUAUUUAUGUCUCAAUGAUUAACGGACUGCAUGAAGAUUUAUGAAAAAAAAUAAGCAAAUAUAAACUUUUUGGAAUAGUGCCAUAUCAGUUGAGAAAAGGUGGAAUACUCCUUUUGAAAUAAUAAAAAAAAAUAUUUAAAAAAUGAAUGCCGCUAAUCAUUGAGAAAGUGCGUUUAAUUUUUAAAAAAAGAAAUGAAAUUUUUAUACUAUCGACUACGUUUUGGCUAUCUCUGAAUAGAUUUAGUUAAGGGUUUUUUCUUAUAAUGGAUGUCUAUAUAAUAUGAUAUGUAAGUGAAUAGCGCUUCGACAUAUACUAAGCGUAUAUAAGUGAUGUGCGGAUUUUUACUCAGUAAUUACUGUUAACUUUUAGAUAAGGUUUUAUACAUUUGAU
Molecule: messenger RNA, 2976 nt
Organism: Spodoptera litura
Lineage: Eukaryota; Metazoa; Arthropoda; Insecta; Lepidoptera; Noctuidae
Gene: heca
Product: hdc homolog, cell cycle regulator
Source: RefSeq, a predicted model, not a curated record